This is a messenger RNA of Zasmidium cellare ATCC 36951, 1251 nucleotides long. RefSeq lists its product as uncharacterized. Lineage: Eukaryota; Fungi; Ascomycota; Dothideomycetes; Mycosphaerellales; Mycosphaerellaceae. The coding region runs from base 1 to 1251 and encodes 416 amino acids. The record is from RefSeq and is a predicted model, not a curated record. The transcript has 3 exons. Gene Ontology annotation, molecular function: hydrolase activity, acting on carbon-nitrogen (but not peptide) bonds.
AUGUCUUUUGUGAUUUCGGACGUCCAAAUAUUUGACGGAGAGGCAGUCGUAACCAAGAACGGUGCAGUCCUGGUCGAGGAUGGCCUCAUCAAGGCCAUCGGCGAGGAUCUGGCGGCACGGUAUCCGCACCUUGAGACCAUCUCCAAGCCGGGCCAUACUCUGUUGCCGGGCUUGAUCGACGCGCACUGCCAUCCUUACGGCGAAUCAUCGCUCCCGGAGCAGGCCUUCCGUUUUGGGAUCACCACCAUUAUGGACCUGCAGAAUGAGCAUCACCAGGCGGUCCGACAAAAGCAGUGGGCCAAGGAGAGGAAAGACUUUCCCGAUGUCAAGAGCAGCCACCAUGCCGCAACCAUUGCUGGUGGGUGGCCAGAGUGGUUUGAGAGGAGAUACAACAAUAACCCCGAAGCAAAAUGGGACAACUGGCCAAACGUGGCCAACAUCGACGAUGCAGAGCCUUUCAUCGAGCGAGCAGUCAGGGACGGAGCUGACUACAUCAAGCUCUUCCACGAAGGGGGCGCUGCAACCGACAUCCAAGGUCUCGUGCAGCCACGGGAAGAAGUCCAGGCAGCUGUUGUCGCCGCCGCGCGUAGACAAAGCCUGAAAGUGAUUGCCCACGCACUCGCCCGGCAAGAUACGAUCGAGGUGCUGCGAGCUGGAGUAGACGGCAUGGCACAUUCCUUCUAUGACAAGCCCAUCAACCCCGAGAUCAUCGCGGCUUAUAAGACGAACAACGCCUGGCUGAAUCCCACUUUGGCGGCGGUCGGAUCGCUAACGGGAGAGGCGAAUGACUUGCUUAAGUCUUUUUCCACGGACCCUCGUGUUGUAUCUCGAACUACUUUGCACGACAUGUCUCUUCUGAGCAGAUGUAUGCACAUGAGCUGUAAAGGAGCCAAAUGGGAAUACGCCAUCGACAGUGUCCGCCAGCUCAAGGCAGCAGGCUUCGAUAUCAUUUGUGGCUCCGACGCAGCAAGAGGCGCGCCUUCGGUCGUUUUCGGCGCUACAUUCCAUCUUGAGCUCCAUCUGCUGGUGGAAAAAGCGGGCCUACUCCCCGUCGAGGCUUUGAGGGCCGCUACAGGCGUGACUGCAAAACGCUUUGGAUGGAAUGACCGCGGUAGGAUCCAGCCGGGUCUGAAGGCCGACUUGUUGCUUGUAGAGGGGGACCCGGUCACUGAUAUUACAGAACUUCUCAAUAUUCGAGAGAUUUGGAGGGAUGGAGUGAGGUUUGAAGGACAUCCGGGUUUCGCGAAAUGA